Molecule: messenger RNA, 505 nt
Organism: Aureobasidium subglaciale EXF-2481
Lineage: Eukaryota; Fungi; Ascomycota; Dothideomycetes; Dothideales; Saccotheciaceae
Exons: 2
Coding region: 1-312 (103 amino acids)
Biological process (GO): nucleosome assembly
Cellular component (GO): nucleosome
Molecular function (GO): protein heterodimerization activity; DNA binding; structural constituent of chromatin
Source: RefSeq, a predicted model, not a curated record
AUGUCUGGUCGUGGCAAGGGUGGCAAGGGUCUCGGAAAGGGUGGUGCCAAGCGUCACCGCAAGAUCUUGCGCGACAACAUCCAGGGUAUCACAAAGCCCGCUAUCCGCCGUCUCGCUCGUCGUGGUGGUGUCAAGCGUAUUUCCGCCAUGAUCUACGAGGAGACCCGCGGUGUUCUCAAGACCUUCCUCGAGGGUGUUAUCCGCGACGCCGUUACCUACACUGAGCACGCCAAGCGCAAGACUGUCACCUCUCUCGACGUUGUCUACGCUCUCAAGCGCCAGGGCCGUACCCUCUACGGUUUCGGUGGUUAAGCGUUUCUUUUUCUUCUUCAUGGGUUUCACGACUGCUCUUCUGGCCGCAUAUUCAUCCAGCGGGCCGGGAUCGUUAUCAAUCAUCAUCAAUGGGUUAUCGGAUGGGAAGUGUGUUAAAUCACUAGUUGCUUUGGGGUCAAUGCCGAUGUACAAUCAUACAGGCAGGGGAGUUUAUGGGAAAUGCAAUGCAAUG